AUGAACGUCCCUCAGAUCAAAUCCAUCUGGAUUGAUGAAGAUGACGAAACAGAGAAGCUAUAUGGCUUACAGGCCCAUCAAUUCAUGGAUUCUGAUGAUGAAAACGAACUUGGCGUCGUUAUGAUUAAUAGUGAUAAACCUGUCUUAAGCAACAGGAAAAAUAUUGAUCUACCUCCACUACCUCCAAACGCUUACAAAGAUUCCUCGAGUAAAAGUUCGUUCUUGAAGAAGAAAAAGAGUCUUUUGAAAUUGUUUCAGAAUAAAUCGUCCAAGGAGGAAUCUCCUAAACUGAAGAUAUCCGUUCCUUUUGGCUUCAGUCACAUAUCACAUGCAGAUUCCAGAGCCGGGUUUGACGUACCAGAUCCAUCACCAUCAUCAUCGUCUUCACACACACGUAAUGCAUCUCAUAGCCAAUUGCAAAACAUACCGGAGGGAUCAGCAGUAAGAACUGAUUCUAUUAAUGAACAAACAGCUUCGAUGGCUAAAGUAUUUGUUACAGAUGCCAUUCCAUAUACUCACCAGGGCUUACUCUCUAGAGCUUCAUCAGCUAAGCGCUCUUCAGUUGGAUCAAGCAUGUACUCUAAUCCAAGAAUUACCUCUACAUCUACCAUGGCAACCUCUUUAUUGAAUGAUUCAAACAUGCGUUCAAUUUCAAAGCUAACCACAUUGGAGAAAACUCAUUUAAAACACAAGUAUUCUAAGUCCGAAUCUAGUGAUUUAGAUGUCGAGUUCUUGAAGAAUUACCAGUUCCCAACAUUGUUAGAAGAGCAAUCAAUUCUUCAUGUUUCAACACCGGAGAUGAAUACAAAGAAAGAUAAAUUCCAAUGGGAAUCUCCAGCAAACUCUACAGAUUUGUUGGAAACAAUGUUGUUAGACGAUAUGAAAAUGGUUAGUAGAAGGUCGGCAACAUCCAAACAAUCAUUGAAGAGAAAUUCUGACCCAAUCAUGACCCCCAUUUUGAAACCAUCUGAGUACUUAGACUCGCCUAGAACAAGAAGAUCUGUUGAUGACGUCCUAUUAUGCUACUUACAACCUAGUGAUGCUGGCUCGUCAUUGGAAGAAACAUCUAGUGAGUUCUCUUUUGCCAGAAACUCAAAGCUUUACUAUAAAUCGAAUGUAUGA
Kluyveromyces marxianus DMKU3-1042 is the source of this 1122-nucleotide messenger RNA. RefSeq names its product Gic2p (gene GIC2). The transcript has a single exon. NCBI's taxonomy places the organism in Eukaryota, Fungi, Ascomycota, Saccharomycetes, Saccharomycetales, Saccharomycetaceae. Bases 1 to 1122 code for a protein of 373 amino acids. The record is from RefSeq and is a predicted model, not a curated record.